Molecule: messenger RNA, 563 nt
Organism: Sabethes cyaneus
Lineage: Eukaryota; Metazoa; Arthropoda; Insecta; Diptera; Culicidae
Gene: LSm7
Product: U6 snRNA-associated Sm-like protein LSm7
Exons: 2
Coding region: 75-431 (118 amino acids)
Biological process (GO): mRNA splicing, via spliceosome; nuclear-transcribed mRNA catabolic process
Cellular component (GO): catalytic step 2 spliceosome; U12-type spliceosomal complex; U6 snRNP
Molecular function (GO): RNA binding
Source: RefSeq, a predicted model, not a curated record
AUCGUCCCGUGUAGCGUUUAAGCGGUUUAAGAAUUUACUUCAAAAGAAGCAGUGUAGUUUUUUCUUAAAUUCCAAUGGCAGAUAAAAAGUCGGGACCUACCGGCCAAGGAGUCGGCUCUGGUGGAGGAGACAACAAGGAAAAACGACGGAAGGAAUCGAUUCUUGAUCUGAGCAAGUACCUAGAGAAAACGAUUAGAGUAAAAUUUGCCGGUGGUCGGGAAGCUGCGGGUGUGCUGAAAGGAUAUGAUCCCCUGUUGAAUCUUGUGCUGGAUAAUACUGUAGAGUUUCUACGGGACCCGGACGAUUACAAAUUGGCAGAGGAAACCAGACACCUGGGAUUGGUCGUGUGUCGAGGGACUUCGGUGGUACUGAUAUGCCCGCAAGACGGUAUGGAAUCGAUACAAAAUCCGUUCAUUACACAGGAAGGUUAAAAAAUGUUGAAAUUAUUUAUUCUGUUGAAGUGAACAAUGAAAUUUUAUAUUUCCAUUAUUUCCUAUUCGGAAAGGCCAUGAAUACUGAUAUGUUGAUUUGGUCGUGUGACAAUUACAAAUUGGUUGUUUAAA